Molecule: messenger RNA, 1035 nt
Organism: Saccoglossus kowalevskii
Lineage: Eukaryota; Metazoa; Hemichordata; Enteropneusta; Harrimaniidae
Product: prolactin-releasing peptide receptor-like
Biological process (GO): G protein-coupled receptor signaling pathway
Cellular component (GO): plasma membrane
Molecular function (GO): neuropeptide Y receptor activity
Source: RefSeq, a predicted model, not a curated record
AUGGAAGGGGACGACUAUAUGUACACAAGCGCUUACAUCUACUAUACGUGUAUAUGCGAGCCGUGGCUGUGUAACUUCACUUUCAAUGAUAGCUACGAUAGCUCAGAAGAUAGUUCAUUUUUUGACUCGGAUUACGUGUUUGAUGACAGCAUUUGCGGCAACAACGAUAGCGAUGAGAUACCCUUUGCUAGAAGGAUAAUAUUGAUCAUUGUCUACGCAUUAACCGUGAUGGUAACGAUCAUUGGUAACACUACAGUCAUUGUGGUACUGUCAUGUGGAUCCAGAAGCAUUUCCGAAUUGAAUAAAUUCAUCAUCAAUUUGGCUGUAGGAGAUAUGAUGAUGGCAAUAUUUUGUAUGCCAUUCACGUUCGUACAUGGAUUACUACGAAGAUGGGUCUUUGGCGAAGUUAUGUGUCCAUUGGUUCUCUUCCUGCAACAGAUCUCUGUUGGAGUGAGUAUAUUCACACUGACAGCUAUUGGAGUCGACCGUUAUCAGGCAGUCACUAACCCAAUCAAAGCGAAAGUGUCAACGUCAAGAACCAAGUUUAUCAUACUCGGCAUCUGGUUAUUAUCACUUAUCAUAUCAAUAGAACCACUGAUCAACGCGAGGGCUGUGCUGAAGGAAUCCCGUAGCGGUGACUGGUACUACCAAUGCGAUGAACAUUGGUCACAUCAGAGCACCGCCAUCGUUUACGAAAUACUCAUGUUUAUAUUCGUAUUCGUUGUACCACUUGGAAUACUUUGUUGGGCGUACAGUACAACGGCGAUACGUAUCUGGAGAAGGUCGUUGCCAGGCAACGCCCAUAAUGACAGGGAUGCUGCUCAUCUUGCCGCGAAGAAAAAGGAAGACCUGAAACGAUUGACCAAACGAAUCAGAAAUGGUGAAGCAAUGAAGAGCCACAGAAGGCGGAUCCGUUUAUCUAUAUCUUCGAAUGGAACCAGUCGCUCGUUGAGAAGUGCAGUGACAGCCAGAUUCACGAUGUCCUCCGGUUUCCAAAAACAAACGGAAUCCUGCCUUGCACAGGAUAACACUUGA